GCUUCAACACAAACCAUGUUCCCUGCAUAUCUGCUGCUGCUGCUGCUGCUGGCAGCUGUCUUAUGUGUUCAUUCUGAUGUUCUAACUCAGCCAGGUUCUAUGGUUGUUAAGCCAGUGUCACUCACCCUCUCCUGUAGGAUUUCAAUAACAAGAUAUUGUCUUCACUGGAUUCGACAGCCUGAAGGAAAAGCAUUGGAAUGGAUGGGAUACAAAUGCAGUAGUGGGGGCACUGAAACCAAAGACUUACUAAAGAGCAAAACCAGCUUCACAGUUAACACCUCCAGCAAUACAGUGUUUCUACAAGGGAAGAACUUUCAGACUGAAGACACAGCUGUUUAUUACUGCACACGCUGCUACGCUGCUUUUGACUACUGGGGUCAGGGUACAAUAGUAACCGUUUCAGCCUCAUCAACUGCUCCGACUUUGUUCCCUCUUGCGCAAUGUGGCUCCGGGACCGGAGAUAUGAUGACUCUGGGUUGCAUUGCCACUGGCUUCACGCCUGCCUCCCUCACCUUCAAAUGGAAUGAAGAAGGCGGGAAUUCCCUGACUGAUUUCGUUCAGUACCCUGCGGUCCAAACCGGUGGAAGCUACAUGGGAGUCAGUCAACUCCGUGUAAAGAGAGCAGACUGGGACAGUAAAAAAUUUGAAUGCGCCGUGGAACAUUCUGCUGGAUCAAAGAAAGUACCAGUGAAAAAACAAGUGCAGCGGGUCAUUCCUCCAAAUAUCACACUGUAUCCUCGCUGGGAGGAACUGGAGGUAGGAUCAAAGGUGGGAAUCCUCUGCAUCCUGAGUGGGUUCUACCCUGACAAGCUGAGUGUGGAGUGGCUGCUAGAUGACAAGACUGUGACCACAUCUCCAGUCCAGCGGAAGCUGCAGAGUGUAGAAGGUGAGGAGAAAACAUUCAGCCUGAACAGCCAGCUGGAGCUGGACCGGAGCCAAUGGACUCAAGGGUCAGAGGUCACAUGCAAGGCAACCCACAAUGCAGCACAAGGACCACCUACAGGAACACCAGUCUCCAGGACCACCAGCAUUUGCUCAGUGUUUCUCUCGUCUACUCCAUCCAUCGACCUGGAGACCCCCAGAUUCAGGACAGUGAUGACACAGACUGAGGUAACAGCUACAUGUGUAGUCCACUCUGCAUAUGACGCCAAAGUGUCCUGGAUUCUGGAUGGAAAAGACCCAACCAGCCGAACCCCAGUGAACCAGGCCAGCAGGACAACUCAGAGCAUCAGCAGUAACCUGACUCUUCCCUCAAGCCAAUGGAAAACCCUGAACACAAUAACAUGCAGAGCUGAACAUCGCUGCUUCAACUCCACAGAGAAGACCAGUAAUGUUAAAGGACAUGCAGUGAGCAGCACUACCACAGUGCUGAUCAGGAGGUCUCUCCCAGAGUUACUGAAGGGAGACAGUGCUGUGCUGGAGUGUGCCAUCACACAACUCUCCUCCAGUGACCUCUACGUCACCUUUCAGGCCAAUGGGGUUGAUUUCCCUGAGAAACAGUAUGUGGAUCUGCCUGCCUCCAAAGGCCCCCAUUCGCUCACCAGACGGUUCUCUAUCCCCAAAUCACACUGGAAGAGAGACAACACUUUCACCUGUAAAGUUAACCAAGGUUUCUCCAACAGCUUGGUGUCUAGCUCCAAAGUCAAGCUUUUUGGUGAACUGUCCAUGGAACUCCUUCUAGUCCCCAGUGAGGAGUCGUCUGGCUCAGGGACCCAGAAACUCAUGUGUUCUGGGUGGGGCUUCAACCCUAAGAUCAAGUGGCUCUCUGGGUCUGAACAGAGGUCUGCAGCAGACAAUGAGAUAAGGAUGGGGGAAGACGGACAUGUGGCACUAACCAGUCAUAUCACAGUAACACAGCAGGAGUGGAAUGAGGGAAAGGACUUCAUCUGUGAGAUAGAUGACAAAGAUCUUCAGAAAACUGUCAGGAAGAGCACCAGUUUAUGCACAGCGUUUCCCUCGUCUACUCCAUCCCUCCACCUGGAGACCCCCAGAUUCAGGACAGUGAUGACACAGACUGAGGUAACAGCUACAUGUGUGGUCCACUCUGCAUAUGACGCCAAAGUGUCCUGGCUUCUGGAUGGAAAAGACCCAACCAGUAGGACCCCAGUGACCCAGGCCAGCAGCACGACUCAGAGCAUCAGCAGUAACCUGACUCUUCCCUCAAGCCAAUGGAAAACCCUGAACACAAUAACAUGCAGAGCUGAACAUCGCUGCUUCAACUCCACAGAGAAGACUAGUAAUGUUAAAGGACAUGCAGUGAGCAGCACUACCACAGUGCUGAUCAGGAGGUCUCUCCCAGAGUUACUGAAGGGAGACAGUGCUGUGCUGGAGUGUGCCAUCACACAACUCUCCUCCAGUGACCUCUACGUCACCUUUCAGGCCAAUGGGGUUGAUUUCCCUGAGAAACAGUAUGUGGAUCUGCCUGCCUCCAAAGGCCCCCAUUCGCUCACCAGACGGUUCUCUAUCCCCAAAUCACACUGGAAGACAGACAACACUUUCACCUGUAAAGUUAACCAAGGUUUCUCCAACAGCUUGGUGUCUAGCUCCAAAGUCAAGCUUUUUGGUGAACUGUCCAUGGAACUCCUUCUAGUCCCCAGUGAGGAGUCGUCUGGCUCAGGGACCCAGAAACUCAUGUGUUCUGGGUGGGGCUUCAACCCUAAGAUCAAGUGGCUCUCUGGGUCUGAACAGAGGUCUGCAGCAGACAAUGAGAUAAGGAUGGGGGAAGACGGACAUGUGGCACUAACCAGUCAUAUCACAGUAACACAGCAGGAGUGGAAUGAGGGAAAGGACUUCAUCUGUGAGGUAGAUGACAAAGAUCUUCAGAAAACUGUCAGGAAGAGCACCAGUUUAUGCACAGCGUUUCCCUCGUCUACUCCAUCCCUCCACCUGGAGACCCCCAGAUUCAGGACAGUGAUGACACAGACUGAGGUAACAGCUACAUGUGUGGUCCACUCUGCAUAUGACGCCAAAGUGUCCUGGCUUCUGGAUGGAAAAGACCCAACCAGUAGGACCCCAGUGACCCAGGCCAGCAGCACGACUCAGAGCAUCAGCAGUAACCUGACUCUUCCCUCAAGCCAAUGGAAAACCCUGAACACAAUAACAUGCAGAGCUGAACAUCGCUGCUUCAACUCCACAGAGAAGACUAGUAAUGUUAAAGGUUAGCAUGGAACUUUGUGAUCAUAUAUUUGCAUUUUUUAAAUGUUAUUUAACCUUUAUUUAACUAGGCAAGUCAGUUAAGAACAAAUUCUUAUUUACAACGACGGCCUACCAAAAAGGCAAAAGGCCUCCUGUGGGGAUGGGGUCUGGGAUUAAAAAUGAAUAAAUAAAUAAAAUAUAAACACAGGACAAAACACACAUCAUGACAAGAGAGGUAACACAACACUACAUGAAGAGAGACCUAAGACAACAACAUAGCAAGGCACCAACACAUGACAACACAGCAAAUCAAAUCAAAUCAACAGGUGUAGUGAAAUGCUUUACAGUGAAAUGCUUACUUAAAGGGCUCUAACAAACAGUGCAAAAAAGGUAUUCAGUGAACAAUACGUAUGUAAAGA
Oncorhynchus nerka (sockeye salmon) is the source of this 3554-nucleotide messenger RNA. Its product is annotated as immunoglobulin mu heavy chain-like. Gene Ontology annotation, cellular component: immunoglobulin complex, circulating; blood microparticle; extracellular exosome. The record is from RefSeq and is a predicted model, not a curated record. The transcript has 13 exons. Lineage: Eukaryota; Metazoa; Chordata; Actinopteri; Salmoniformes; Salmonidae. Gene Ontology annotation, biological process: complement activation, classical pathway; antibacterial humoral response. Bases 16 to 3162 code for a protein of 1048 amino acids. Gene Ontology annotation, molecular function: antigen binding; immunoglobulin receptor binding.